This is a messenger RNA of Pseudophryne corroboree (corroboree frog), 2172 nucleotides long. RefSeq names its product RNA polymerase II associated protein 2 (gene RPAP2). NCBI's taxonomy places the organism in Eukaryota, Metazoa, Chordata, Amphibia, Anura, Myobatrachidae. Gene Ontology annotation, molecular function: RNA polymerase II CTD heptapeptide repeat phosphatase activity; RNA polymerase core enzyme binding. Gene Ontology annotation, cellular component: cytoplasm; nucleus. The transcript is spliced from 13 exons. Bases 165 to 2081 code for a protein of 638 amino acids. The record is from RefSeq and is a predicted model, not a curated record.
GAACGAAUUUAUGAAGCUUCGAUCUCUCACGAUAAAGAUAGCCUAUACAAGGCUUGGAACGCAGAAAUCUUUUUGGUCCGAGUCCUGGAACGCAGAGCUGGACUCUCAGACGCAUAAUCCGAAACUCAUAGUCAAUUCAACUUUCAACACCUUCUGUGGCAGCCAUGGCGGAGAGGGGGAACACGGGUAAAGCACGAAAGUCUCCCAGAAAGAGCCCAGGCAAUGUGCCGGCCAGCGAAUUGAGCAGCGAAGAUAUAGCAAAGAGGAGAGCUGCCUUGGAAAGGGCUAUACGGAGGAAGGUUGAUACAGAGAAACGGGCUCACCUAAUUGUUGAACGUCUCCUUGAAAACAAUAUCACAGAGGAUUUCCUUGUGGACUGCGCUAAGUUCAUUUCUCCAUCUCACUAUAAAGAUACAGUAGAGGAAAGAUCUAUAACCUGGCUGUGUGGCUAUCCCAUAUGUAACAACAGGCUUGAAAAGGUCUCAAAGCAAAAGUAUAAAAUUUCUACCACAUCAAAUAAGGUGUAUGACAUCACAGAGAGAAAGUGUUUCUGUAGCAAUUUUUGUUAUCGAGCAUCAAAGUAUUAUGAAGCGCAGAUUCCGGCAACCCCAGUGUGGACACGAGAGGGAGAAAGUCCUCCGGUCAUUACGCUGUUAAAGGAGGGGAAACGUGGUCACUCUGGAGAGGAAGUCAAAUUAAUUGAAAGUGGGAUCAAAACUGCAGAAAUUGAGAAACCUAAAAGCCGGACAGAAGAGGGUAAUUCCAGUUCUGCUGAAAGCGAUGCUGACCAGGAACCUGAGCAAACGUUUGUGUCCUCCCUCAUCCCAGAAACUCAGCCAAGCCCUGAGGAUACAGAACCACUGCAAGGAAAUGGUCAUGUUACACAGACAAGGAAGACUCCAGAUUUAGUGGACAUAAACCAAAAUUUGCCAGAAACCACAGAAAGAUUAGAACAUUGCAAAUUAAAUGAACAUGAAAGCACCUUUGACUUACUAAGUGGUUCAGCUGAACAGUCUUCCAUAGAUGUCACAAAAGACAGAAUUGAGACAGCUGAAUCUUCAGAAGCCACUUAUGUGGACGUCAUGGAAGUGACACAGAGAUCCGUAAGUAAAAGUGGUGCGGAACGUCUUCGAGAAUUACUCUGCAAAUCCAGGAACUCGCAGACCACCCAAAAAGAUAGUGCUCAACCUGUAACUGUAAAAAAUAGUAUGCUAGAAGUUGUCACGCAGACCUUAAAUGAGUGGAAAUCAGAGUACACAUUGCAGUAUCUCUUUGGGACAAAUUACAUGGCAGAAGCCACAAUUCCUAAACAAGUCGUUUCGCUUGCCAGUAACCAAAUAGAGGACCUAGAUGAAGAUGACUUGCGUUUAGACGCUAAUGACAUAAAUGCUUUGGGAGCCUCUGAUAAUGCUGCACGUUUGAAUGAGUGUUUACCUUACCAAAAUGUGAACGAUGUAUCAAAGCCGAUUCCUGAUUAUUCAAAGAUUAGAGAAGAAAGUAAAGCUUUAGAAUGUCGAGUCACAGAAUUUUUCAGAGGACAUUACAUAUUACCAGAAGAGGUGCAAAAUCAACAGACUGAAGAAACGAAGAUUGGUUUAAAAAAGGGUGAAGCAUCUUGGGUUCCAGCUCUUCCUCUUGUUGAUUCUUGUUCCCAGCAACAAAUCCGGAAAAAAAUUAUACUAGAGAAAUUGAAAAGAGUCCUUCCAGCUAUAUUGGCACAACUUCAAAUACCCUAUAGUGAUGUAUCCAAAGAGUUACACAAUCUGGUUAAGACAUUUAGAUUUACGAGUAAGAAUAUUACUCAUACAACUCCUGAAUGGUCAAUAAUUGCGAUUGUUCUUUUAUCUGUCAUGAAUUUUCUAAACAGACCAAAACUGCAAGGGACCGGUGAAAUUACCUGCAAUGAAAGGAGAGAGAAGAGCAAAUUGUCACAUCCCAGCACAACACAGUCCUUCAAUGUCUGGCACAGAUACAGCCACUAUGAUUCUACCCACAAUGCCUCUGCACAAGGACUCCCAGCAGAGCCCACUCUACACCCAGUUCAUUGCCAAGCUCUUACAGGAAUUACACCUUCAGGGUGAGGACCUCGAAUGCCUGAAAAGCAGUUUUGCCAGCAAUAUGUUGCCAUUAUCUACAAUGUGACGUUGCAUAAACCAGUAAUAAUGUUUCUAC